This is a messenger RNA of Bursaphelenchus okinawaensis, 1995 nucleotides long. The record is from the annotation of a GenBank genome assembly. NCBI's taxonomy places the organism in Eukaryota, Metazoa, Nematoda, Chromadorea, Rhabditida, Aphelenchoididae.
AUGUCUCGGAGAGAUUCGUAAGUUUGUAAAUUUUGUACUUUUAUUGGUUUUAAUGUUAUAUACAAUGUUAUUGUUUCAGAAAGGUAAACGAAGCCAAUGAGUUCCAGAAGUUUAUGCGUUUCUUCUGUGUUCGCUUCGUCCAAGCUGUCGUUCAUUCGAGAAUGGACGUUCCUUUAGAUCAGCCAUGUAUUCCAGACCCAGAUAAUAUUGAAUGGUUUAAUUUUAAACAAGAUGAGUUUGGAGAAGUAUCUGCCUACUUGAAGACAACUUGUAAAAAGUAUGUUUUACUUUCUUUUUCUUAUAUACGCUUUAGGUAUCCACCUCAAAUCCCAGCUUUGACUGUUGAAUUCUUCCUUCACACUGCUGGAGGAGACAAUCUGCCGUUGGAAGCAUGGUAAGUAUAAAUCUUUAAUUUUAUUAUUAAAAUUUAGAUCGUAAAUGGACUGUUCGCUGGGCGAAAAAAAUUUUAUGGGGUUUUUCCUGCUAAUUGAUCCUUAUCAGAAAUACAAAUUAUUGUAUUGUAAGAUAAACUAGUAUAUUUUAGGGUAGUAAGGGUUUUACAAAUGGAAGUGGACGAGAAUGUCAAUAUAUAUUCAAAUUUUUACCAUCAGUUGGGGACAUUGUUGAAGUCUGUAUGUGCUGCAGCUCGCGUUACACCUACAGCUCGGCAUUAUGUUAAGAAUCAAAGCGACAAAACUUAUGUUUUGUGUUAUAGAGUAAGUUCUUUAUUGUUUGCUUUAAUUUGGACUUUUAGUAUUUUGUAUUUUUAGGAGAAUUUACAGUGAUAUUAACGAUGUUUUAUAUAAUAUACAUUGUUUUAGGUGUCAGAUACUGAACCAGAUGUAGAGUUACUAGGCCCAGAAAGGAAGUCAAUGACAUUAGGCAAUUAUCCAUCUCCGUUUGGGGCAGUCCAGCUAGACUUUCACUAUAGGACAAAAAUGGAGUUAUCUCUGCCACCAUACAUGGAAGACAGCAACUAUAACAAUGUUCAAGAUGACAAAGGUGGUAUCUUCGUGAAAGCUUCCAUUCCAAUUAAUAAGCCGUUUGAACCAAAACAGAGAUUGGUUCUGUCCAGCGAUUCGAAGCCUAAAGCUAAAAAUUGGUUCAACCCUUUGACUGAUGUAAGUUUAUUUGCUCCUGAUCUACUACAAUAUUAGUUAAAAAUAAAUCUUACAAAAUAUAAGAAUUUUGACUAGUUUCUUUAUGUGGAACUUAUAAAUGAAUUUCUAGGAGUUACCUUUUAUCGGCGACAUGAGUCGGCCAAGAAAUCCGUCAGCAAGUUCAGGAGGAUCAGAAGGCAUUCCGGCUAUUUACCAGAAUCUUCCAGCCGAGUUGUUGGCUGCUAUGCCUCAGGAGAUCAAGGCAAGAGUUUCCGAAAGUGAACUGGCUCCAAAUUCAUUGGAUUCACAGAAAGUAAGUUGAAAUUGUUGUAAUUUUUUGGAUACUUUAGAACAUCGUUUGUAUUUUAAAAUGCUUUAUAUAAUGCCACCACACAAUAUAGUAUAAGUUAAAAUAUUUUAGAGCCAAAAGAAAGAGUUUCCAUUUUCCUCGUUAGCAAGGUCUACAGAUUCUGGCGACAACACCAGCGUGAAAGCCAAAGACCUUAACGCUUCAAACGACCUUCAAUCGAUUACCAGCAGUUCUUCUGGCUCUAAACAGUACGACAGUGGAGCCUCGUCCUCAGCAUCGUCAUCUCUAAGAGACAUGGUUAGAAACAAACAGAGGAUACAAGAUGAACUCUUUGGAUUCAUCGACGAAGACGAAGAUUACUCUAUCCCUUCAACGUCUUCUCCAUCCACAGUCCUACCUCCAAUUGCAACAGAUGUAGAUGGCUUUGGAGACGAUUUGAAUAUCUUUGUGAAGGAGAUGUCAUCUGCUCCAUCAUCUAUAAAGUCAUUUGACAUGGAGGACAUGAACUUGAUCGACAAACAAAUCGAGCAUUUCAAAGGAAAAACAAGCGUGUUGGACAACUUUGUACAGUCUAUGAAAGUUUAA